AUGUUGAUUUUCUUUCAAAUACGAUAUCAUCUUUCUUUUUCCUUUCUUUUAGUUUUUCGUAUGAUGUGUUCUUAUAUAUUAUUGGGUUGUCUAUAUAUUAUCUGCCAAUACAUAAUUCCCUCGACUCCUCUUUUUCUUUCCUUGAUUCUUGUUUUCUUUUUCUAUAUUUCUUUCUUUUUCGCCAUCUCUUAUCACCUUUACAUAUUCUUUCGAUUUUACGUUUCUUUCAAUCUUUCGUUCUUUCUUUCUUUCUUCUUUUCAUUUUCCGAAAUUUUCUUCGAUCCAUUCCUUCUUUCUUUCUUUCUUUCUUUCUUUCUUUCUUUCUUUCUUUUUCGGAAAUUUUCUUUAAUCCAUCGUUUCUUUCUUUCUUUCUUUUCAUUUUUCGAAAUUUUCUUCUAUCCAUUCUUUCUUUCUUUCUUUCUUUCUUUCUUUCCUUUUCUUUCUUUCUUUUUCUUUUCCUUUUCCGAAAUUUUCUUCGAUCCAUUCUUUCUUUCUUUCUUUCUUACCUUUCUUUCUUUCUUUCUUUCUUAUACAUUUUUAACUUUAAUUCAUUUUUUUCAUUUUGCUCUAUCAAUGAUUUUCUUUCUUUCUUUCUUUCUUUCUUUCUUUCUUUCUUUCUUUCUUUCUUUCGUCUUUUUAAUAUUAAUUGUAUUUAUUCUUUUCAUUUUCCGUCAUUUUUCAUACUUUUUUCUUUAUUUUAAUUUAUUGGAAACUUCGUUUCUUCUUUUGUUAUUUCUUUCUUUCUUUCAUUCAUUCGUUCGUUAUUUAUCUAUUUCUUCCUCCGUUCUUUUCCUUUUCCGCCAUUUGCUUUAA
Messenger RNA from Acanthosepion pharaonis, 813 nucleotides. The record is from the annotation of a GenBank genome assembly. NCBI's taxonomy places the organism in Eukaryota, Metazoa, Mollusca, Cephalopoda, Sepiida, Sepiidae.